Molecule: messenger RNA, 645 nt
Organism: Phytophthora nicotianae INRA-310
Lineage: Eukaryota; Oomycota; Peronosporomycetes; Peronosporales; Peronosporaceae
Exons: 1
Coding region: 1-645 (214 amino acids)
Source: RefSeq, a predicted model, not a curated record
AUGGUCACUACAUCAGCAGCCGAUUCAGCAAUACCCAUACAGUCCGGCGGAGUGAAGCAUUUCAACCUUACCUUGGAAGACCUCGACGCUACGAUUCUUCUCGCAGAUGCUGACGCGUUGUUGGGUUUUGACGAUGAAGAACAGCUCAAAUUAGUCCUCCGCGAAGAAAUCCUUGACGAUGCAGACAUUGAAAGUCUAACCAGCGGCGCCAGCGAGAAUGAUGAGAUCAGUAAGCGCAAGAUCCGUAAAGCAACGGAGGCCGGUAGACGGCGAGUAUAUCGACGGGUACAGAAGCGUGAGCGCGAAGAAUUGCGGCGGCAAGCACGAGUUCUAAAGGAGGAGCUAUCAUGUGUGCGACAGCUCAAAGAGAAAGAGAAGGCCAUGUUCGACGCAGCCCAAACACCAAUCUUUUGGUUUUGGAGAUCUGUCGCAUCUCGGCUACGGCGCGAGCGUUUGCAAGCUGAAGAGGAACAGCGUGCCUUAAUGAUUUCUGUUCAAGUCCAAACUGCGUACAUCAGAAAUCUGCGUGGGGUUAUACGGAAACGGGAGAGCGAAUCAUCCGUCCAAGGAUGCCCAAACAACAAAAAGCAGUGUAUCGAAAAAAAAACGAGAGAGAACGGUUGGAGGCUUUUAUCCAGGAGCUAG